AUGUCUAAAAGAUGUGCGAUCGAAAAAUGCAUCCGAGCAUCCCGUUGGUUGUGUGAUUGUUGUCAACAAAAUCUUUGUUUACAACAUUUAAAUGAGCAUAAUGCUUUACUCAUUUCUAAACUGAAUUCUUUGAAUGAUGGAAUUAAUGAACUUGGAGAUCGUCUUGAAACAAAAAGUAUUUACAAAGCAAUUACAGAUAAUCGUCAAAAACUUGAACAAUGGCGUCAAGAUUGUUAUAAGAGAAUUGAUUGUUUAUUUGAACAAAAAUGUAAAGAACUUGAUCAACUUGUUAAUGAAAUAGUUGACCCACAACGAAAAGAAAUUAAUCGUAUACAGUUGAAAAUACCUGAACUGAUCAAUACACAAGAAACAACUCGUGAAGAUAUUGAUUCAUUGACAUCAACUAUUCAUCAGCUUGAAAGAUAUAUGAAUAACCUUGAACAAGGAUGUCUUACGAUUAAUAUUCGUCCAUUAGUAAUAGAUGACACAGUCGUUGUUAUAGAGAAAAAGACUAAACAUGAACUUGAUCUCUCAACUCUGUCGCCUGUCGUCAAAACAAUUCAUCGUCCUGAAGAAAGUUUUCGACCAUUUACUGGCAAUGAUCGACACUUAUUGGUGCAUCAACAUCCAAAUUUAUGUUUAUUCGAUCGACAAAUGAACAUAGUCAAACAAACUCUAUGGUCGUACGAUGCAAUUCAAGACAUGUGUUGGUCGUCAACAUUAGAGCGAUUCAUUGUACUUGGAAAAAAUAACAUCUAUCUCGUCAAUGAAAACACAAUGUCAAUUAAUAAUGUGCACACAAUGGAAGAACGACACUGGCUAUCGUGUACAUGUUCUGACACAGUUCUCUUCGCAUGUACAAAUGGACGUGCAGCGUCUAUUAUGGAAUUCACAUUGUUUCCAUCAAUCGAAUUGAUUCGCGAAUGGAAACAUCCUCUAACAUGCACCAAACAUGAAUUUAUUGUUAGUACUGCUUACAAUAACGAAAAGCUAGCUCUGACGGUUGUGAAUGUGUUGGAUAAAUCACUGCGCAUGGAAUUGAGAUCUGCAAAGACUCUUGAUCGCAUCUGGAUGCUUCAACUUGAUAUUAAUUGGGCUCAAAAAUUAGCAUUUCGUUGUAGUUCACUUCCUUGUAAUGAGUGGCUUAUUGUCGACCAUGAGUGUGGACGUCUUCUCCAGAUUAAAAAAGAUGGAAGAGUAAAGAAAAUAAUCGAAUAUCAUCCAACUCCCUGUCGUGCCAUUCUAUUUGACACAAAUAAGCUAGCAGUAUCGACAACCAAUGGCGUAAAUCUGCACACAAUUCAAUAA
This is a messenger RNA of Rotaria sp. Silwood2, 1308 nucleotides long. The record is from the annotation of a GenBank genome assembly. NCBI's taxonomy places the organism in Eukaryota, Metazoa, Rotifera, Eurotatoria, Philodinida, Philodinidae.